Molecule: messenger RNA, 1346 nt
Organism: Neocloeon triangulifer
Lineage: Eukaryota; Metazoa; Arthropoda; Insecta; Ephemeroptera; Baetidae
Product: heart- and neural crest derivatives-expressed protein 2-like
Exons: 3
Coding region: 356-1060 (234 amino acids)
Biological process (GO): developmental process; regulation of transcription by RNA polymerase II
Molecular function (GO): RNA polymerase II transcription regulatory region sequence-specific DNA binding; protein dimerization activity; DNA-binding transcription factor activity, RNA polymerase II-specific
Source: RefSeq, a predicted model, not a curated record
ACACCUGCAUUUCUGUAAACGCGAGUCUCAUUCACAAAUAAAUAAGGGACAACCGAAACGCUAUUAAUCGUUUCCCUUGAUCAAUCAAUUUCACACCCCGAAUCCAUCACUUUCACCCCUCCUACCUGCUUCCGCUGGCACUUAACGUGACCCCUCGGUGACCCUUGGAGAGGAGCACCGCGUCCCCAUUGGCGGCCCCGACAGAAGGCGGAACUCCGAACUCCCCGCCCGCUCGAGAGACUUCAGCGUCGACUUCAGACUUCAGAAGAAAAUCGACUCGGUUAGUUUUCUGACUUCUGACGUUCUGGCAGUUCAAACAAAGUCAUUCAGUCACACGGACACGGAGGAAUCGACCAUGAGUCUGGACAUAGUGGACAUGAGCUGCAACGCGUACUCGGCGCCAGUUGACAACGGCACCCUUUACUACAGCAGGUACUACCCUUCACCGCAACACGAUUACUACGGGGGUGGAAGCGCCGGGGGCGCGUGGGCCGAUUGCUCGCCGACGAGCUCGGGUCGUUCGGUGUCGCCGUGCGACGAGUACCAGCCGCCGCUGAUCGGCGGCGCCGCCGAGUACCACCACCUGUCGAUGGCGCCGAUGACGACGUCGACGGCGGUGCCGGGGCUGGCGCCGGUGCGGACGGUGAAGCGGCGCUCGACGGCCAACAAGAAGGAGCGGCGCCGCACGCAGAGCAUCAACACAGCUUUCUCCUCCCUGCGCGAGCACAUCCCGGGCAUCCCGGGCGACACGAAGCUCUCCAAGAUCAAGACCCUGAAGCACGCAAUCGCCUACAUCAACCACCUGAUGGAAAUGCUCAACGGCGACAAAAUCUCCAUCGACACGGCCCGCAGCGCCUUCAGGGCCGACCUGCACGUCGCCGGCCGCCGCCAGGCCAGGCAACACCUCGGCCAACACCAACAGUCCGCCGCCUGCGACGAAUACAACACCGGCAGAUGUCCACAGCUGGAAAACAUCGAAAUGGUGGAGGUAGGCAGGAAAAACAAGGGCAGGACAGGCUGGCCGCAACACGUGUGGGUGCACAACGAGCUCAAGCAGUAAUUUUUGAGAAGCGUCCAGUGGAUUUCCGCGUUCUCGGUGGAGUGCAAUUCUCGAUGGACGCGCUUCCUGCUGUACUUAAAAUUCCUCGUCUCUGCGGCGUUUGUGUAAAAAUGUGAAUAGCGUACGUCAGUCGAUAGGUUUAAAUUUUCACAAGCACGAAAACGAACGAAAUAUUACAAAGAAAUGCCAAAGAAAUACUAAAAUAUAAAAGUGUACAACAAUAAUUUCGUGUAUUGAAAUUUUUGGUGUAAAGUUUCAUAAAAAUAAAAAUUGAAUUUAAACUUAA